AUGGUAAAUAUCGACGACACGACAGCCCCCAGUGGGUUCGAUCUCAGCAACACUCGUUCUCUUCAGACAGUCGCACGAGCUCAUCUCCUUCGACUACCCUCAGAGCUCCUUCUGGACAUCAUCGGCUACCUUGAUAUUGUCACUGUGGUGAUCCUCUCAAGGACCUGCGCCCGCUUUCGAGCUCUCGCUCACAGGGACUGGAAACAAUUCCUUCGCCAACUUCUUUUCGUAAAAAAGCUCGUAUUCUGGGGCAAGAUUGCAUUCGACUCGCCCAACCAUUCAGUGUGCCAAAAUUGCCAUAGGAUGCAUCGAAUCAACCACGCGGACCUGCCACAGACAUGCAGUGUUGUGCCUCCCUGUGUUUUAACGCCGCAGAACCGGUGGCUAGCUAUAAGCCUUAAUCCGUAUCAAGUACGUCCUCAACACGUCCAAACAGCUUUGAAGUUAUCUCGGCUCGGGAACAUCCACCAGGGGUAUCUCGAGAAGCUCAUGACUCCAUUCACCCGGAACCGUCAACCCAACGAUCGUGGCCACCUUCAGUACUACGCGGCCAUACCAAAGAUCAUCUCUGGCGGGUAUCUUUUGAGGAAAGAAUGGAUAUUCAAAAGUGGCGGCGAGUGCCACUUUGAAGACGUACAUGAGCAAAUCAGACGGGCGGCGCUAGUUUGUUAUCACAUGAUCAUAGCUUUCACCCACAGCUCUUUGAGAGAGUGGUAUAUCGCGCAGAAAUAUUGUUUCCCCGGCAUCUCAUAUCCCCAAACACCCUUCGACAAGAGCUUCUGGUACGCGGUUUGUAAUGUUGGUAAAGAGUUCAGAGAAAAGUGUGGGAACUGUUCCGACAGAACAGAGUACUCAAUCUUGUGCCCAAAUAAGUACACGAUAGUCAUCCGUGCCUGGUACGACUAUGGAACUGAGACGCAUGACGACUGGGCAUCAAUCACGGGAUUUCUGGAAAAAAUGCCUCGGAGAGAAUCUUCGUCACAGUCAAUCCGGGAGAAUUUUGACGAAUGA
Molecule: messenger RNA, 1011 nt
Organism: Colletotrichum gloeosporioides
Lineage: Eukaryota; Fungi; Ascomycota; Sordariomycetes; Glomerellales; Glomerellaceae
Exons: 1
Coding region: 1-1011 (336 amino acids)
Molecular function (GO): protein binding
Source: RefSeq, a predicted model, not a curated record